AUGACUCUUGGUGAAAAAAAUCCAAACAAGAAUAACAAAACCAUCUUACUUGUUGGUGAAACAGGAACAGGAAAAUCUACUCUGAUCAACGCUCUGGUCAACUACGCCAUGGGAGUGAAGUGGAAAGAUGAUGUCUGGUUUAAGAUCGUAGAGGAGGAGACGAAAAGUCAAUCAGAAAGUCAGACAUCAGAUGUGAUCGUGUACCAGAUCUUUGGUUUUGAAGAUAAAACUCUGCCCUACUCUCUGACCAUCAUUGAUACUCCUGGAUACGGAGACACCAGAGGGAUCGAACAUGACAUGAACAUCAUGGAAAGAUUAUUUUACUUGUUCCGCUCAGAGGAUGGAGUUCAUGAGAUUAAUGCAGUGGGCCUGGUGCUGACAGGGAGUGUGAAUCGACUGAGUGACCGUCAGAGGUACAUCUUUGAUUCAGUGGCGUCUCUGUUUGGAAAAGACAUGGAGAAGAACAUUGUCGCUCUCAUCACACACUCAAAUGGAAGAACACCCAAAAAUGCUCUGCAAGCUCUUGAGACUGCGAAGAUUAAAUGUGCAAGAGAUGAGAAAAAUCAACCUGUUUGCUUCCUGUUUGAUAACUGCCAACAUGAAGACAGGACAGAGGAUGCAGAAGCCCUCAAACAUGCAGAUAAAAUAUCAAUGAAAGGAAUGAAUCAGUUCAGAAACUUUCUGGUAAAAACUGAACCUCAGAGGUUGGAGACAACCUUAAAUGUCCUGAACGAGCGAAUCAGACUGACAGCCUGCAUCCAAAACCUGCAAGACAGAAUUGAGUUGAUUGAUCUAAAGCAAACAGAGAUCCAACAGACUCAGGAUGGUCUGAAGAUGUAUAAACGAGAGAUGAAGAACAAUGAGAAGUUCACUGUAGAAGUUGAUGUGCCCUACAAAGAUAAAGAACCUAUCGAUGGUGGGAAGUGGGGGUUGGUGUUCUAUGAAGCAGCAACCUGCUGUACUGUCUGUGAGGAGAACUGUCACUAUCCUGGAUGCACAAUGGCCCCGAAACCAGGACACUGUGAGGUCAUGAAAGGUGGCCGCUGCACAUCAUGUUCCGGGAAGUGUCCUGUAUCAGCUCAUGUGAAAGAAAACUGGAAGUAUGUGAACAAGACAAUGAAAGUUCAAAAAACUCUAAAAGAUGUGAAAGCAAAGUAUGAAAUGAAUAAAAAAGAGACUGAGAAGCAAGGGAAUCUUUUGGAAAGUCUUCAGAAGGAGAAGGAAACCCUUGAAGCAAACAAAACACGUUUGCUGGAUGAAGCCUACCAUCAUGUUGUCAAACUGGAGGAGAUUGCCCUGAAUGUCGUUUCACUGUCUACUUAUGUCCACCUGGACUUCCUGAUUAAGGAGAUGGAGAAAAAAAACGACACAGAGAAGGUAUUUAUGGAUGACGGCGAGGUGUGA
Perca flavescens (yellow perch) is the source of this 1404-nucleotide messenger RNA. RefSeq lists its product as uncharacterized. The transcript is spliced from 2 exons. Gene Ontology annotation, molecular function: GTP binding. Bases 1 to 1404 code for a protein of 467 amino acids. The record is from RefSeq and is a predicted model, not a curated record. NCBI's taxonomy places the organism in Eukaryota, Metazoa, Chordata, Actinopteri, Perciformes, Percidae.